CAUUUCCUGCAUCGUGCCCCCCCUCUUUCACAUCUCCAAACCUGGAGCGAUGGCCACCCACAGAGCAAGGGGUAGGGACCAGCCCGGACAGGCUCCGUAAUGAGUGAUAUUUCUUUUGGGUUGCCCCGUUCGUUCUUAGCAGCCACGCUGCCUUCUGAGCACACAUGGAUGUAGGUGAUAGUGCCGGCGUUAGCACAUCCAUCGGCUCCUUUGGAGGAGGCGCCGUUUGUGUUGAAACACGAAACACAAAAUUGGACGCCAAAAGUGCCACCCCGCCCUAGCCGGGCAUCCAAGCACCGCACCUUCCAUUCGACGACAGACGCCCAUCGUGGCCAGGCCGACUGGCAGCCAAGGCCGACUACCAACGGCCAGGCGCCCACGUACCCACACCCACCACCCAGCGUGCCAGCCCAGGCCUGCAAGCAUGGCCGGGUCGGAGAACAGCAAAUAAAUGGAGCUGAAGCAACACUGCCCCAUCAAGCACCAGGACCGGGGGUUGUCCCUCCUCGCCUAUCAUAUUUGGGAUUAGGCUGUGCCAGUGGGACUGGCAUCUAUCGGACGUGGGCGAUCAGCCGCACGCUAGAUGUAGGCCAGCGAGAACAAGACCGGGUCGGGGGCGUGGCACCCCAGCCCAAAAUGAGAGGAGAGGAGGGGGACAUGGGAACAAACGCGGUAGCGGGUGGCGUCUGGUUCUUUUCGGAUCGAGAAACAGGAUACCACCCCCCCCUAGCUCAGGCGGUUAUGUACGACAGCCGCGCCCGCCAUCAGCCGCCGUCGCCCUCUCUUUUCGCCUUCUUGCUUCUUUUUUUGCGCUCUUUUCGUUUGCCUUCGAUAAUCUAGAGAGGGCAGGCCUUGGCGGCAUAAUGGAUGAGCUGCUUCUUGCACUUGUGCUCAAGAGUGGCUGAAUCGCUACCCCGUCAAACCAUUCUCUUCUCCGGCCCCACGCUUGGAGCUGCUGUCUUAGUUGUGUCUGGUUUUCCUGUUGCGUGUCUUGUCUUCUUGCUUGUCGUUUUCUUUCCCCUCCUUGCUUGUCGCCAAAACCCAGUCCGCCGCAAUGUCCGCCGGACGCUGCACCACGAUACCCAGGGCGUUUUCCUAUAUUCUCCCCAUACAGAGCUUGGUCACGGGAGCAGUUGUCUAUGGAAUCAUCUAUAUCUUCACCUUCCGAAGCCUCGUCUUUAUACUCGGCGUAGUUGCGACGGGACUUCAAUUCUUCCUGGGCAUCUACUGCUGUUUGUUGGGUGCAAAAUCCGGCAUAUAUCACAGAUUCAUCAUUCCAACAUGGCUCGUCGCACUUGCGGGAAUAUGGAUUGCACCUCUUUAUUAUCUCACUGCCGAGCUCGACAGUGAACUCAAACUGAAGGAGGCUCUGGGUUCCCUCACUUAUGCCAAUCGCUUCCCGAACGAAAGCGACGCCCGAAUCAUCUGGAGGGCUGUGGGAGUAGCAGGUUCGGCCGUGAACUGCUUUAUCGACCUGAUACUUCUCGCCAUCUUCAUCGUCAUCGGGCUGAGGAGCCCUCCUCACCACGGCUUCAACCCAAAUCCGGCGACAGCGCCGAACACGGCGCAUGUGCACGCACAGCCGUUCGCCCCGGCCGGCUCGUCGACGUUUUACCAAUCGCCGCCCUCCACGACGGCCUUCGGUCAUGCGCCGAGCACCUCGGGACCUUCGCAGGGCUACCACAGCCAGCCCUCGCCCCUGAGCUCCGCGGAGCCCUCACCGAGCGCCGUCAACACCUACCACCAGCAGCUCCAGCACCUUCAGCAGCAGCAGUUCGCGCAGCAGCCCGACACGAGCUCGAGCCCGGCCCUCAGCAGCACCGACGGCAAACACUCGACCAUAAUCUCGACGGUGCCGCAGCCACAUCAACACGCUCAACACCAGCAACAGCCGUACAGCGCCGGCGGCUACGACCCACAGAACCGAAUCGAGAUCUUGCGGCGCCUCGUCAGCCUCCAGGCCGCUGACGGCCACUGGGAUUGGUCGCAGGACCUGCACGAGGUUCUGAGAAUCUGCGGCCGCGACGUUACAGAUGCUUCCCCCGUGGGCAUGACGUCCAUCGCAAACGCGCUGACGGUGGACAUUUGCCAAUAUGUCUGGACCGCACAACGGGAGGGCCGUGAGCACACGGCCCUGACUGCAGCAGAAAUGAUAACGCUUCAGGGUAUGAACUGGGACUUGGGCUGGGCUCAGCGAUGCACCGACAUGGCGGCGGUUUGGCUUUUAGCAUCAAGACGAGUCUCGGGUGGGGCAUGAAGUGUACUGUUUUUUUGUUUGGUGACUUCGUCUUCUUUUGCCCUUAUUCCUCUGGCUGGAUCCAUGGUUGCGAGACCGGCCUUUUUGUAGUACCUCGGGAGCUGUUGGUGGCUGCUGGGGGUUUCGUUCUCGCUUUCCUUCAUCCCUCGAAUUGGCCUCUUGUUGGGCUCGAGGAAACCGAUGGUUCUGUGGUUCCUAGUGGCCACUUUGAAAAAAAUCCUUGCUGUGGUUGCUUCUCCCGGCUUCGUGAGACGGGUAUAUUGUAAAUUAUAAUGCCUAUCAUUUUGUCCAGAUGCAAAUCCUGGUGCUUCUUCGCUGGCACUCCGGGUACCUCUGGACGGUGGUUAUGAGAAGAAGCUUUUCCCCAUUAGUAAUUCGUAAUACGCCUUUUGGUCCAUUUCAC
Molecule: messenger RNA, 2660 nt
Organism: Gaeumannomyces tritici R3-111a-1
Lineage: Eukaryota; Fungi; Ascomycota; Sordariomycetes; Magnaporthales; Magnaporthaceae
Exons: 3
Coding region: 1055-2257 (400 amino acids)
Source: RefSeq, a predicted model, not a curated record